Messenger RNA from Umbelopsis ramanniana AG, 1545 nucleotides. RefSeq lists its product as uncharacterized. Gene Ontology annotation, cellular component: mitochondrion; membrane. Bases 417 to 1286 code for a protein of 289 amino acids. The record is from RefSeq and is a predicted model, not a curated record. The transcript has 3 exons. Lineage: Eukaryota; Fungi; Mucoromycota; Umbelopsidomycetes; Umbelopsidales; Umbelopsidaceae. Gene Ontology annotation, biological process: mitochondrial respiratory chain complex IV assembly.
UUACCAACAAAGAGAAUAUAUCCGGUGUGAUUUUGGUUCUUCUUCUUUGGUCGUCUGUUCUUUUUCUUUCUUGGUUCUCCCGUUUCAUUGUCUAGUUUGCCUGAUUCGCCAUCCUCUCUUGAUCGCUUUCCAGUAGAUGUGGUAGCUUUGGAAUCGGCAUCCUCAUCUAUUAAAUCGGAUUCAGGGAAGGCUUCAGGCUCGGGUGCUUCGUUCUUCUUUCCCUUUUUUCGGAAAGCUUGCGCCUUUUGUUCUUUCUUUGAAAGUUUCUUCUCCACCAUAGUUAAAGCUGUUCAAUGAAAAAAAAAUCCGUCAAGUUUUCUGGCCGCUAAAAAAAAGCAGUCCAAAUUUCAAACUGUCAGUCGCCGUCACUUUCGUUAGCAGGGACUCCCUUGCGCUUUUUGCCACGACAAACGAUCAUGCAGUGCCUCUCUCGAACAGCAUUGUACUCUCGCCCUACGUUACGAAGCGCUUGGAAUGCACGUUCAGCCAAUCUUCUCACUCGGUCACGGCUCUUUACUACUGAAGCAGAGGAGGUUUACAAACCGAAACGCCGAAUCGGACUAGGAACCAUCGCUUUAUGCACCAUUCCCUUCAUUACUUUUGGCCUCGGAACUUGGCAAGUGCAAAGAUUGCGAUGGAAAACGCACUUGAUUGAGGAUAUGGAAGACAGAAUGGCAAGACCUCCCAUACCGCUUCCAAAGCGAGUGAAUGCACAAGCAGUCAAGGAUUUCGAGUAUCGCCGAGUAAAGGUCUCUGGUGUAUAUGACCACGCUCAUGAGAUGCUCCUUGGGCCACGAACUCGAGGAGACGGCAAUUCGGGCUACUUCUUAAUAACACCUUUGGUUAGGGAGAACGGCUCAAUCGUGCUUGUAAAGCGUGGAUGGGUUCCCACAGAGAAGAAGGACCCAAGUACUCGGCCAGAAAGUUUGACUCAAGACGUACAAGAAGUUGAAGGCUUAUUGAGGCAUACAGAAAUGAAAAACUCAUUCACUCCUGACAACGAUAUUGUCAACAAUCAGUGGUAUUGGGUGGAUGUGGAAACCAUGGCUGAAAUUACUGGUGCUGAACCGGUUGUUAUAGAAAGAGUCAGCGACGCAGCUUUAUAUCAAGAAAACGAAUUGAUACGGAAGGGCAUUCCUGUAGGCAGGUCACCCGUUGUUGAAGUGCGAAAUCAUCAUUUACAGUACAUUAUCACCUGGUAUUCGUUAUCAGCAGCUACUACCGUUAUGCUGUGGGCUUUACUUAAGCGACCAGCCGCUAGACCCAACAAAAUGCGAAGACUCUAAUGCGCUAGAAAGCGAAAGGUUGACUUUAUUUAGACGACAACCUGACAAUUUGUAAUAAAAUGCAUAUCGGCAGUUCUACACGUACACCUUGUGAGGCAAAUUACUGCAAGGAUUGAUGCAGUAAAAUUUCCAAGCUCACGCAUUUGCAGAAAUAUUAUCCAGUUGCGUAUAUCAAUAUUCUUCGUAACUUCUUUCUACAAUGUUGUGUACACAAGUUCCGUCUUCUCAUUUUUAGCUCCAAUAAGACGUAGAUGUCGAC